UUUAAUCAUUUACAGCUAUUCGAUCUUAAGUGAAGGUCUGAAAUAUGUCAAUUACAAUCAAGGAGCUCGGAAUAACCGAGAAUGAUUUUCAACUAGUAUGGCUCGUAAUCAAUUUCACGCUCCUCGCCAGCUUCAUCUCUUCUAUGAAUGGCAUCAUUUUAUUCGUUAUAUAUAAUCCUAUCAAUAUCGAAUUCAAUUUAAAGCGAAAUAGCAAUGUAAAGAUGGAAGAAAGGUAUAUAUAUAUAGUAGAAGAACUUCAUAAACAGUCCAUACAUAAAAUCCUGAUUAAAAUUAUCAAAGAUUCUUUUACACGCUCCUCACAGAAUCUGUCGUUUUUAUCACCACUCUCUAAGCAGUAUUCAGUUUUGGAACUAUAUAACUCUUCACCCAAUCCAUUGAGCAGGUCUACUCCUAACUCUACACUUGAAAUCGUCUACAAAUUGAAAAAAUAUAUAUUUCGAUUGCUAUUGGAGAACAUAUAG
Molecule: messenger RNA, 482 nt
Organism: Botrytis byssoidea
Lineage: Eukaryota; Fungi; Ascomycota; Leotiomycetes; Helotiales; Sclerotiniaceae
Exons: 3
Coding region: 45-482 (145 amino acids)
Source: RefSeq, a predicted model, not a curated record